AUGGAGGCACCCAUUCCCUCGGGCAUGGAGAAGCCUCCUCAUCUAAAAGAAUACGAUGGAGUCUCUGACCUGGUCGAUCACAUAAACCGGUUCGAGGCUAUGCUGCACUACCAUAACAUCGGGGGACCCAUCAAAUGCCGGUUGUUCCCCACAACCCUCAGGAAAGUGGCAAUGAAUUGGUACAAGGGUCUUGCCCCGGGGUCAAUCACCUCGUGGCGAAACUUGAAAAACCAAUUCAUAAGCUCGUUCACCGCGUCACGGCGACAUCCAAAGACCGAAGCAGCACUCGAGGCCAUCGUCCAGAGGCAGGAUGAGACCUUGAGAGAAUUCAUCAACUGCUUCAAUCGUGAAGCCAUCCAGGUCCCCUGUACGGACCACAUGAAAAGAUACCUGCUGGAGAGGGGGCUCCUCCCCGGCACAGAGUUCAGGAAAGCAGUGGGCAUCGAACCACCCCGAACGUUCGAUGCUCUCCUAGAGAAGGCCAGGGCCUACAUGGACUACGAGGAAAGAGAAGCGGCCAACAGAGCCCGUGACCCCAGGACUCACGGAUCCAGCAGCAACCCGCGCCAAGAAUCCAUUCCUCCUCGACGAACCGAGGAGAAAAGAAAAGACGACAAACCCCGGGAUGUCCGAGAACAGAGAGGAUCCUCGGGGCGUUUCACAGAGUACACUCUGCUCAUGGCUUCCCGCAAACGCAUCUUGGCGGAGUGUGCCAAUAUAGAUAUCAAAGAUGGCGGCGUCAAGCUCCCCCGACCAGUUCCUGCCAAGCCCGGGGUGGACAGGAGUAAAUACUGUCAGUACCAUAAGAGUCAUGUCCAUCUGACUGAAGACUGCGUCCACCUCAAAGACGCCAUCGAGACCCUCAUAAAAGGGGGGAGACUCGCCCAAUACCGGUGA
Vicia faba (fava bean) is the source of this 897-nucleotide messenger RNA. Lineage: Eukaryota; Viridiplantae; Streptophyta; Magnoliopsida; Fabales; Fabaceae. The record is from the annotation of a GenBank genome assembly.